Molecule: messenger RNA, 1203 nt
Organism: Trypanosoma cruzi
Lineage: Eukaryota; Euglenozoa; Kinetoplastea; Trypanosomatida; Trypanosomatidae
Product: phosphoribosylpyrophosphate synthetase, putative
Exons: 1
Coding region: 1-1203 (400 amino acids)
Biological process (GO): 5-phosphoribose 1-diphosphate biosynthetic process; purine nucleotide biosynthetic process
Cellular component (GO): cytoplasm; ribose phosphate diphosphokinase complex
Molecular function (GO): magnesium ion binding; ribose phosphate diphosphokinase activity
Source: RefSeq, a predicted model, not a curated record
AUGGCUGAAGAAGAAACAGAUAUUUACUUGUCCCCCGCGGAUUCGCACGUGGCGGUGCAUGAACACCUGAUGCGAAUAGAGAGCGCAUUUUACUACUCCCCUGGUGACGCCAUGGCGGCCGUGCAUCCUCUGCAAGGAACCGUAUCCCCGCGCCGCGGCAAAGAUCUUCCACCUAUGUGUAUCGUUUCUGGAAACGGGAAUCGCCCUCUUGCGGAGGCGGUAGCGAUGUUGCUUGGGACCCCCACGCACCAAACAUUGGUGAGGCAGCAUGCAAAUGGUGAGGUGAAUGUGCGUAUUGACGAGAGUGUUCUUGGUGCCGAUGUAUACAUCAUUCAGAGCACGACAGGGAAUGAAGUCAUCGAUGUGAAUACAGCCGUCAUGGAACUUCUUUUACUUAUUCGAAAGAUGCGUUUAAGUAAUGCCAGGCGGGUUACUGCGGUGAUUCCGUACUUUGCCUACUCACGUCAGGAUAGCAAAAAGGGUGUACGCAACACCUUAUCUGCUUCUGCCGUUGCAGAGAUGUUGACACAAGCAGGUGUGGACCGUGUCACGACACUGGAUCUUCAUUCUGGGCAGAUUCAAGGCUUCUUCGGGAAUACCCCGCUUGACAAUCUACAGACGAAUCAGGAGUUUGCAAAAUAUCUGCGUAACCAAUCUUGGUUUGACCCAAACAACAUGGCUAUUGUUUCGAUUGGUUCUGGCGGUGUUGAGAGAGCAAGAAAAUUGGCCGACAGACUAAAUAUCGGCUGCAUUGUAACAAUCUUAAAGCGAUGCAAUGCCUCGGGAGGUAAAACGUUACAGCCUGUUGGUGAUGUAAAGGGCCGCGUCUGUGUUAUUCUGUUGGGUAUGUGUGACACAGGGCAAAAAAUUGAAAAGGCAUGUGAACUUCUCCAAGCCCUGGGUGCAGCAAAGAUAACUGCAUGCUGUACGCAUGGUAUUUUGACCCCACCAUGUCCACAACGCCUUAAUGACUGUGAUGCUCUUAGUGAAAUUGUCGUUUCCGACUCUAUUCCACAGGAGGAGCACCUCCGCCUCAUUCCCAAGUUGAAGGUCCUUACGAUUGCUCCACUUUUAGCCACUGCCAUUAACAUGCACACACGGGAUGAGUGCAUCAGCGCCCUCUUUGAUACCCCACCCCAUCCCGUGGAAAACCAGCUGCCGCCACCACCACCACAAGUACUCAGCUCCCAAUCGGUUCAUUGA